Molecule: messenger RNA, 2769 nt
Organism: Dicrocoelium dendriticum
Lineage: Eukaryota; Metazoa; Platyhelminthes; Trematoda; Plagiorchiida; Dicrocoeliidae
Source: the annotation of a GenBank genome assembly
AUGAUUUCUCAAUACGAGUUGCCCCGAUACGUUCCUGAUGGUAAUUUGCCCUGGUCGGAACUCUUAGCGGGUUCCCCCAUCGUUAUCGAUAACGGUUCUUUUGAAUGCCGUGCAGGGUAUGCGUCUCACCCUGAUCCGCAUCUUGUUUUCCGAAAUUUUAGUUACCGUCCCCGGAUGAGCAAAUCUGUGUUAGUCGGAAACGAUAUAUCUGAGCCAGAUGCUGUGGCUCAUGCACUAAAAUCACCCUUCAUGGACGGUUUACUCACUGGCAUCGAUUCACAAGAACACGUGUUGGAUCACAUUUUCGAUCGUUUGAGUGUGCAAUCACAUCUAGUCGACCACCCUAUUCUUAUUAAUGAAAUCCUGUGUAACCCCAGGGUUUGUCGUGCUCAGUUGAUGGAACUUUUGUUUGAAGGCUAUCGUUCUCCUCAUGUGGCCUUUUAUAUCGACUUUCUUGCUGCCUAUUAUGAGAACUGCAAUCGGGAAUGUUCAUUUGGUUCUCAAGUUUCAUCGUCAGAUUGUUUACUAGUUUCACUUGGUCACCAAACCAGCCACAUUGUGCCGCUCAUGUCAACGAGGGAUUCGGCGUCCGCUUCGUUCCAACCACUGUUUCAAGCUGCCCGACGACUUCACGUUGGCGGUGCGCACAUCAGUUGGAUUAUACAACGCCUGCUCCAUCUUAAAUAUUCAUGCCACACUGAGAGGAUCACUUUUGGAUUGUCCGAGCACCUGCUGCACAACUUCGGCAAGUUUGCUCUCAACUACAGGGAUGAACUCGAGCUGUGGCGAAAUCCGGAGUACCGACAAUCACAAACCAAAAUCAUCCAGCUUCCUCUCGCCCAGUCCGUCAUGAACGAGUUGAAUGCGGCUGCCGAUCGUAAGCGUGCGCAAUCUUGUCGUAUGCAAGAUCUUCAUCGAAGGCGGCACAUAGAACAGCUUGAUUCGACGCGCCUCAAAUUGAAUCAACUUCUCAUGUUGGACGAUGUGAUGGGUGAGCAACGGCAUGUUGAUUCGCGUUCCUUUGAUGAUUUACCGGAUGUGGUGAAGCGUGGAUUAAAACGCUUCAAUUUGAGCAGCCGUAUUGAACUCCAGAGGGAAAUUGAGACCUGCAAUUCUUCCAUUGCUCGAUUGAAGCAUCAAAUCGCAUUAGUCAAGCCGAGCGGGACUUCUGUCAGCCCAACACAGUCCCAACUCAAUACACUUCCCGAAAACAUGUCUUCAUCCAGUGCCUCCGCUAUCCUACAAUUAGUUGCAACAACCGGCACACUCAAGCCGAUGAGUGAGCUCAAUGAUCGACAAAAGCGAGCGGCGGAUUCACUGCUGUCACUCGCCUUGCCGGCUGCUGUCCAGGCACAAAUGGUCGCAACUCCCGUUCCGGGGGACUCCAAACUAAGCGAUGCCAAGCUCAGACAGCGGCUGCAUUUGGCUCAGGAGCUUGAAUCUGGUCGUGGGAGCGACUUUCUAAGCUGGCUGGUAUCAAUUCGGCAUAGGCGCCAGAAAGUGGCCAAGAGACGCACUUUUCGUCAAAGUCGUGUCGACUUAGCUACAGAAAUUGGUCUCCACUCCAUCCCAGCCGCUCAAGAGACCCCAUCAUCCUCUGUAGCAUCAAGGCAGCCUAAAGGUGGUUUCUCCACGGGAGUCGGGGCUGCAGCAUUUAGUGGCCUCACCAAGGACGAUGGUGCUUCUUUAAAAUCACAGGAGACUUCUCGUAACAUGUCCACUGAAGGCGAUGGUAGGGGAUCUAUGACUGAGCGGCGUCGCAUUCAGCUGGAGAAGAUUCGUGCGAUGGCCGCUGAACUAAAACCUACUCGCGGCCGUGGUUCCAAAACCUCCGUCUGCAGGCCUACUCCCCGUUUGACUCGUGGCGGUUCUGCGACAGGUGUGGGUCGCACAGAUCGUAGCCGUGGGUGCAGAGGACGCGGGAGGCAAGCCAAGCCCUUGCCGUCUGUGCCAGCUUCGAUGCCCAGAAAACGACUUGAAUUUGACCAAGAAGAAGUUGAUCACUUCGACGAUGAUCUCAUCGACCCGUGGGCACCAGUUUUCAAAGAAUUUGAUGAGAACGAUUCAAAUUCUGCUACCCCUAGUCCAUGGGACGCCGAUCCCGACGAUUCAAGCAAUCAUCCGCUUUCUCAACUUGAGGCGAAGAAGGUGCCUUGUUUAACUCCGUCGAUGAAUAUUCCAGGCGAUCCAAGUAUGAACGGGGAUACUGGCGACGAAUCUGAGAACGAGCGUGAUAAUAUUGCGGUUUUCGACGCAUUACUAGCUCUAUACGAUCCGGAAGUUUCCAAGUACUUGGGAACGGCUAAUCUGCACAUUUCUGUGAGGGAAUUUUACCAGAUCCACGUCGAUACCGAGCUGCUUCGUGCAUCGGAGGUGGUUUUCCGUCCGACCUUCAUUGGCAGUUCCGAAGCAGGAAUAGGCGAAACUUUCGAAUUUGUUCUGCGUGAUACAGCCAACCUUCUGGACAGGGAGUCAGCAGGGAUUUCUGAUGCACUGUGGCCACGUCGCGUUUUUCUAACCGGAGGUCUUGCUUCGUUACCAUGCCUUGCAAAGCGUGUCUUCUUGGAGCUUCGACCUCUGCUACCGUUUGGUACAGAGUACGACAAUUUGGAGAUCAUCGUUGCAGACAAUCCACGAUUGGAUGCCUGGCACGGGGCCCGCCGUUGGGCGUUGAACAAGGACAUCGGCAAUAUUUAUAUAUCACGUAAAAUGUACGAUGAGUAUGGCGCUGAUCGCUUUGUUCACCAUGCUUUGAGCAACCAGUAUUAA